AUGACCAUCAAGGUCAUCAGGGGAUUGACCGAACAUUCAAGCUGGUACGUCAACGGUUUUACUGGCCUGGGAUUUAGAGGAAGGAAUAAAAUUCAGGAUGUUUGGGAGGAUUUACCUCACUGUGUGCUGGAAAGAGUGGACCCAGAUAAAGCGGUGUAUAAGGUAGUUCCUGUGGAUCAAUCGCGUCUACCAAAGAAUGUGCAUCGGUCGGAGCUACGUCGUUGCGGACCUCUGCAGAAGGAGCCUGUACGGUCAAGAGAGUAUCAAGGGAUAGACUCCGGCACAAGCACGGCACCGUCUGAGUCUGAGGAGGAUUGGGAAGAGCUUCGACUGGUGGUACAAGAAAACCUGUCUUCUGGAGUGGAAAGGGAAGUGAGUGCAGAGGAGGUGGUUUCCAGAGAUGAUGAGAAAUCGAUAUUCACUAGCACAGACUCUACUGUUCGACGCUCUCAGAGGACCAGAGCAGGACAGCAUAGUAAUCCCUUUAGGGAGCCACGAUCGGUGCAGGGUAUGGAAGCUGCAGCAAUCCCCACAGUGCUAAGUUGUGGCGUAAGACCCCCGUCUAGUGAAAUUGGGGCAAUUGAGACAGUUUUAGAUCUUUUGCUGCAAACGUCGAGCGCUCCUGGGAACCCCGGUAACCAGAGCGGCCGGAGCAUGAAAGCAGAGGAAGGAAAACACAGCCUGAACUGUCUCUUCAAACUUUACUUUAACAACAGGACGUGUGUUUGGCUGCAGAUUCUCUUCAAACUUUAUCCCACUACAACUUUAAGCAGGAGUGCUGCACAGAAAACUACAGCCUCCAUCUUUGAUCUGAGCCUGAAAACAAGGAGAGAGAUGGGUGAUGAGCAAAGCAGAGCAGCGUAUGUAAGGGAGCAAGAGACGCAGAAAAUGAACAGUUUUCGGAGUAGAGUCAGCAAUGAUCCAGAUAUGAGAGUCAGUCAGGGCAUCCAGAUGUUCACCAGUCUGUCUGCUUCAGACAACCUGAGACAACACUAUGAGAAGAGGAAACUGGAGGCGGGCGGCCACGCUGCAGAGUGGUCCAAAAACCUGGUGGAGAAGCUGGGCAACUUGCUACCAGCUCCAGAACUGACGGGCCUCUUAGCGCUGGUCAUCGCCAUCAUUAUCGACACCGUUUCCUCCAGUCUGCCUGAGGAGAGCACAAAGGACAUUCUGCGCAGCGUGUUUGCUGAGGAGAAGGCCUCCGAGGUCUGGGAUCAGAUCGACGAGUGCCUGAAGAGAUGCGAGAUGAACAUCAACAACAGGGGCGGGCUGAUGAGCGACAUCAAACGGAUCGAGGGCCAUCUGAGCGCCGCCAUCACCAAGCUGAAGAACUCCAUGCUGAGGGACGGGCACAUGUCGAAUCAGGCUCUGAAGGCCUGGGUGAACGGGGCGGCCUUCCACAUCCAGAUGCUGAUUCAACUGGUGAGACUGGAAGGGACUCCAACCUGUGACCCUGCAGAGAGACUUCUCUCUCUUUACCGGAGAGACCUGGAGCUGCUGUUCAACAAGCACGAGGAGGUGAUAAAAGGAAAGUGCAGGGAGAAAAAGACGGGACACCCAAAGUACUAUUUCGAGUACUAUCUGGUGGAUGAAGAUGCAAACGAGUUUAGAACAUAUGGUGACUAUAAAAAAUAUCUUGAGGCUUAUUAUGAUCACAGGUACGGCCAGCAGAAGCGUGAUAUUCAGCAGUACUUUAGUGGCGUAAACCAGAACCUGAAGAAGCUGGUUCAUCAAACAGGCUCCUUUAAUAUCAACUAGGGCUGUCAAUCUUCCUCUAUAAUACUAUUUGAAUUCCAUUCCUUAUUUUAUGUAAUAUUCGAAUAAUAUUCGAAUAUUAAAUGCUCAAAUUGAUCCUAUUAUUAGUAUUUACGACAUUACACAUUCUUAUGGAUCGUCAAUGCCAAGCCUGUGGUUGUUGUUACACGUUCGGCCCACUAGAGGGAUAUCUAACAUUACUACAAUAAACAUUUAGGGGUUGUUUACACCUGGCCACUUCAUGCGUUUU
Molecule: messenger RNA, 2005 nt
Organism: Pimephales promelas (fathead minnow)
Lineage: Eukaryota; Metazoa; Chordata; Actinopteri; Cypriniformes; Leuciscidae
Source: RefSeq, a predicted model, not a curated record